This is a messenger RNA of Prorocentrum cordatum, 1917 nucleotides long. The record is from the annotation of a GenBank genome assembly. NCBI's taxonomy places the organism in Eukaryota, Dinophyceae, Prorocentrales, Prorocentraceae.
AGCCAUUUUGGCUCAAGCCAGCUUGUUCAGGCGUGCUUGGGCAGGCGAUGGCGCGGGAGGUUCUGCGGGGCGCGGCUGGUGCCCGUGCCUCGGCAGACCGUCUGGUGCAGAAGUUGGUCAAGCAGCACGCGGAGGCCCGCGAGGAGGCCGCCUCCCUGAGGCGCUCCCUUCGGCAGCUCCUGGGCGGCUUCGAGGUUCUCAUCGGGGACGCGGAGCUGGCGGACCGCGUGGCGGCGCUGAUUCCUGCCUUGCGCGCACUCCUUAAGGGCGAGACGCCCUCGCCCGAGGACGUGCUCAGGCGCAACGUCGCGCUACACGCCGACGCCGAGGGCGAGAGCGUGGCAGAGGCGCGGCCCGCGCGCCUUCGGCAGAUGCAGAGGAGUGCGCGUCUCGAAGCUCGUCUGCAGGGCGUCGGUGGCGCGGAGGUGCUCGGGCGGAAGCUGUACGCCGUGGCGGGCAACCCGGCCGUGCUUCGCGAGCAGGCUGCCCCGUUCUGGCCGCGGCACCCCCCAGGAGUCUGGGAGCAGCUGGGCGGCGCCGGCUGGGAGAGCAGGACUGCGAGCGGUGCUGCACGCGCGGAGGCGCGGCCGCCGCGGGCGCGGGACGCCUUCCUCACGGUCCAGAGCGUUGGGCCUUGGGAGACGCUGCCCCCCGUGUCCAUCCGCUGCACGUGUGGCGCCGUGGUCUACGCCUCGGCUGGUCUUCACGCGCGUGCUGACGCUGUGGCUGGUGCUGGAGGGCCCCUGCCGACGGGCUCCGCGGGCUCGAGUGGUGGUCACGUUGAGGCCGUCUCCAGCCCCGUGGGCAAUGCGGCCGACUCGGCCGAGUUCGACUACCUGGAGGUGGGUGCUGCCGAAGCUGAAGUGGAUACGGCCUGCUCGGUGUCGGAGGCGGCGCCACAGGCCAGCACUGCGGUUCUGGCGUACCUGCACGCUCACCCUGCGGCGCUCCUCUCGGGAGGCGGCGGGGCCCUCGCGGCUCCUGUGGCUGGCGGCACUGGUCCUGGCGCUGGUUUCGAAGGCAGCCGCGUCCGCAGGAAGCGUGGUGCAAGCACGGGGCGGCGCGCCCGUCGCGUCCGCUUCGACCUGCGUCCCGUCGUCAUCGGCACGGCCUUCGAGGAGGAGUCGGAGGAGGCCCCCCCGCGCGGAGGCGGGGCUGGCGGCGUGGACGAGCCCGUCCGCGGUCUCUGGGCCUUUUUGGACGGCCUCUCGGUAGCUUCGAUCGCCUGUGUUGCUCACGGGCCCUCGCUCGCGCUCGAGAGGCUCCUCGUCCUUGCCGAGGCCCAGGUGCAGGACGGUUAGCCUUGCGUGCGGACGCUAAUUCCGUUUGCUCCGUGCAUUAGCAUUUCUUGUAUUUGAAUGUGUACGUGAGCUUGCAACACUACGCUGUUGUCUCUGGAGCUACGAGGUCUGUGAGUGAGUCCUUCCUCCGUAGCCUUGCGUGCGGACGCUAAUUCCGUUUGCUCCGUGCAUUAGCAUGUCUUGUAUUUGAAGGUGUACGUGAGCUUGCAACACUACGCUGUUGUCGUUGAUCUUUGAAGUCCUUUUGCUUCAGCUUGAUCUUUGGUGCAGCUUCGCUGCUUCUGCAUGCCUUUCGGCACCGCCCGCCCUCGUGGCCCUGGGGCCUAGGCGCCCCCGUUGGCCCUGGCGGCCUGCCCUCGGGGAGGCCCGAAGCGGCCCCUCGCGAGGGCGUGCUGGGGGUUGGCCCGAAGCGGCCCCUCGGGGAGGGCGGCCCGAAGCGGCCCCCUCCUGCUGGCCCUGGAGGCUCCUGUGUGAGAGCCUCGGGCUCUCCUUUUUUCCAGCCUUUAGAGGCCCCGCAGCCCACAGCCCACGCAGGAGUACGGCAGACCCCAUAUGAGCACGGCAAAUCCCAAAUGAGCACGGCAGACCACAAGAGCACGGCAGACCACGCAGGAGC